Messenger RNA from Tigriopus californicus, 5734 nucleotides. Its product is annotated as rho-associated protein kinase 1-like. Gene Ontology annotation, cellular component: cytoplasm; cytoskeleton. Gene Ontology annotation, molecular function: Rho-dependent protein serine/threonine kinase activity; small GTPase binding; ATP binding. Gene Ontology annotation, biological process: Rho protein signal transduction; actomyosin structure organization; embryonic morphogenesis. The record is from RefSeq and is a predicted model, not a curated record. NCBI's taxonomy places the organism in Eukaryota, Metazoa, Arthropoda, Copepoda, Harpacticoida, Harpacticidae. The coding region runs from base 731 to 5137 and encodes 1468 amino acids. The transcript is spliced from 11 exons.
GCCAGCCAGGCCCUCCUGCCCAACUAGACGGGCUCAUUUGACGAACGGGUUGUUGUCCCACCCACCCAUCCAUCCAUCCAUCCAUCGACUCACACCCUCCACUCACGGGCUCAGGACUGACUUGCAUCGCGCCCCUCAUCGCUCUAACCCGCCCCGGCCAGCCCACCAGCCCGCCAGCCCGCUUCCUCGCCCCCGUGCCACCUGUGAUUGACUGACUGAGGGGUGGACGGACGGCUCGCCAGCAGAAACGCCCAGUCCGGGUGGCCCAAGUGUGCAUCCACCUCGACCCCGCCCAGCGGUGCCCGGCCUCAGAGGCGGGCCAUGGCCUAUCGCGGGGCUCCGGGCCAGGGCUGACCCGCACUCCGGCGUUGGCGAUGUUGUCAGGCGGGGCCACCCAGUGUUUCCUGCCCGGGGCGGGGCGAAGACUGGGCCUGGGAUUGGGGCGUGGGUGUGUCGGCCGCACUCGAUCCCUCUGAACCUUUCUGGCCCUGGACCGUAUUGGUGCAGAUAUUAGCCGGGCCGCUCGUGCCCGCCGCCUUCGUGUCCACCCCCCUCAGACGAACGUGGGCUUCCCGACCCACCCGUGAGGGCGGUCUCUGGCCCGCCCCUCCCACCUCCGGGUCCGCUGGACCCUAGUCUACCUGGGCCUGCACCCCCCUUAGCCCGCCUGCGGUCCGGCUCCCGUCCGGCUCCCGUCCGGCUCCCGUCCGGCUCCCGUCCGGCUCCCAGCAUGUCGUCCCAAAGCGGGCACCCGCAUCAUUUGCCCUUGGGCAAGCGGGGCAGUGUCGUGGACGACGAUCGGCAACGGCGUUUGCGCAUGGUGGAACACAAGCUCCAGGAUCCGCGCUCCAUCAUCAAUGUGGAUUGCUUGCUCGACGCCGUCCAAUCCUUGGUCCUGGACUGCGAUCAUCCAGCCCUCCGCAAGAUCAAGAACAUUGACGCCUUUGUUAGUCGAUACAAUAAAAUAUGCCAAGCCGUGGCCGACUUGCGGAUGAAAUCCACGGAUUUCAAUCUCAUCAAAGUGAUUGGCCGCGGCGCUUUUGGCGAAGUCCAAUUGGUGCGCCAUAAAUCCACCCGCAAAGUCUACGCCAUGAAGUUGUUAAGUAAAUACGAAAUGAUCAAACGCAGUGAUAGCGCCUUCUUCUGGGAAGAGCGCGACAUCAUGGCCCACGCCAACUCCCAAUGGCUCGUCCAGCUCCACUUUGCAUUCCAAGACAAUAAGUACCUGUACAUGGUCAUGGACUAUAUGCCGGGCGGCGAUCUGGUCAACCUCAUGUCCAACUACGACGUGCCCGAAGACUGGGCCCGGUUCUACACGGCCGAGGUGGUCCUGGCCCUCGAGGCCAUUCACAGCAUGGGCUUUAUACAUCGGGAUGUCAAGCCCGACAACAUGCUUUUGGACGCCAGUGGGCACCUCAAAUUGGCCGAUUUUGGCACGUGCAUGAAAAUGGACGCCGACGGAAUGGUGCGCUCGGAAACGGCCGUGGGCACGCCGGACUAUAUUUCGCCUGAAGUACUUCGUUCUCAGGGCGGAGAAGGCGGCGAAGGCGAGUACGGUCGGGAGUGUGAUUGGUGGUCCGUGGGCGUGGUCUUGUACGAAAUGGUCUUUGGCGAGACGCCCUUCUACGCUGAAUCCUUGGUGGGCACCUACGGCAAGAUCAUGGACCAUAAAAACGCCCUCGAGUUCCCCGGAGACGUCGAAGUCAGCUCGAGUGCCGAGGGCAUCAUGCGGGGCUUUCUCACCGACAGGCGAUCUCGCUUGGGUUUCAAAGGAGCCGAAGAGGUGAAGAAGCACCCGUUCUUCAAGAACGACCAAUGGAACUUCAACACGAUUCGCCAUGCCGUGCCGCCCAUCGUCCACGAUCUCUCGGGCGACGACGACACGCGCAAUUUCGAUGAUGUCGAGAACGAGGCGCCCAUCGAGAACUUCCCCACACCCAAGGCAUUUGCCGGCAAUCACUUGCCCUUUGUCGGAUUCACCUACUCCAAGGACUACCAACUCCUCACGGGUCACGAUGAGAAAAUGCCCCCGCCCAUUCCUGACCGGAGUGCCCGCUCUUCGGUCAAUCUGGGCGCUGAGGCCUCGGUGCUGACCGAUCAAUUGAUCCGGGAACGCGAGCGUAACGAGGAGGUCAACAAUCGUCUGAACAAGCAGUCCAAGGAGUUGAACGAGGCCAAUCAACGCGAAAACGAGCUCCGGAGCGAGGUGGGCAAGCGCGAGAAGGACAUUGCCCUCAUCAAGCACGAGCUCAAGGAGAUCCAGCGGAAGGCCGACCAGGAUCAGGAGGCCCGCAAGAAGGCCGAGAUGGAGCGGAGCGAGAUGCGCAAAAAGUUCGAGGACGAAUGCAACAAGCGCACACGCGAGCAGAACAACAAUCAUCACGUGGCCGAGAAGAUCUCGGCCUUGGAAAAGGAGAAACGCGAAGUCAGCGACAAGUUCAAGAAGGAGCAAGAAAACAUGGACAAGCUGAAGAAGAUCAACACCGAGCUGUCCGUGGCCAAGGCCGCGGCCCAGUCCGCCGUGUCCGACUUGAACGACAAGAUCGCGUCGCUGAGCGAAGAUCGCAAUCUCCUUGAGCGCGAGAUGGCCAAAAUGCAAUCUCAAAUGCAACUCGAGAAGAAUCAACGGAGUGAGGCCAGUUCGCACGUCCAAGACUUGGAAGCUCGAAUCCAAUCGCUGACGAGUGAGAAGAACGCCUUGUACGAUCGAGAGCAACUGAAGAUGCGGGAAACGUCCGAGCUAUCCUCACGAUUAGCUGAGGUGGAGAAAAGCAAGGCCAAUCUCGAGCUGGAGCACAAGAGUCUGGCCUCCAAAUACGAUCAAUUGCUAGUCAAAGCUCAAACUGCCAAGGAGAGCAACGAUCUCAUCCACAACCGACAGGAAUCAAAUCUCGAGCAACUCAAAGACUUGGAGGCCAAACUAGCCGAUGAGAAGCAAUUGCGACAACGCAGCGAGGCCAACAUGCAAGAAAAAGACCGAGAAUACCAGAUGCUGGCCGUGGACUAUCGCCAAUUGGAGUACAAGCUCAACAAGUUGGAGGGCGACAAUCGCCAAGAGUCGGACCGCACGCGAUCCUUCUCGUCGCAAAUCGAGCGUCUCCGAGAGGAGAAGUCGCUCUUGCAAUCCGAUUUGUCGGUCCAGGCCUCGGAGAUUACGCUCCUCAAGUCCAACGAGAAACGUCUCAACCGCGACUUGUCCGACUUCCGAGAGAGAGCCAAAUCCCUGGAGGAGGAGCUCAGUAAGGUCAAGGCCGCGCGAUCCGUGGACGAUUUCCAGCGCAAAGAGGUCGAGGACCAACUGGAGGCCGAGCAGUACUUCUCCACUCUGUACAAGACCCAAGUCAAGGAGCUCCAAGACGAGGUGGACGAGUCCAAAGAGCGGAGCACAGAACUGGAGCGCGAGAUCCACUCCCUGCGCGCCCAGCUCACUCAGGACCGUCAAAAGGCCGAGAGCGAGGCGCGAUUGCGCCAAGUGGCCGAGGAAGACAUUGCCGAGCUGGAGAAGGAGAAGAUGAUGAUCGAGCUGGAGAUGAAGGAGAUCGGCUCCAAGCACAAGGCCGACGCCAGGAACAUGGAGAUGCAGCUGGCCUCGCUCAAGGACACCGAGAGUGACCUCCUCCAGAAGAUCGAUCAGUACGCCAAGGACAACUCGGACUUGCAGCGGAAGCUGAACACGCUCAUCGAGCAGCAGCAGGCCGACAUGAACGUGUCGAACGUGCCCGCCCACUUGUCCUCGUCGUCGUCGUCGACGACGACAUCGUCCACGACGACGUCGGCCUCUUCGAAUGCGACCCUCGCCAACAGUGGCAGCAACAACGAAGACCACACGGAUUCCGUGAUGGAGAAGCAGAAGCUGGAAAAGCUCCUGGACCAAGAGCGUUUGUUGAAGCAGCAGGCCGUGAACAAACUGGCCGAGAUCAUGAACCGGAAGGACUUCCAGAAGAAGGACAAAAAGGCCGAGAGCAAGGCCAGCUCGGCUGAGCUCCGCAAGAAGGAGAAAGAGAACCGACGCCUCCAACAAGAACUCGGCGUGGAGAAAGACAAGUUCAACGAGAUGGCCGGCCGUUACCAAAAGGACCUGCAGGACCUGCAAUGCAGUCUCUACGAGGAGAGCCAGGCCAAGCUCAAGCUCUCCAUGGAGCUGGACACGAAGGAGAGCGAGUUGGAGAGCAUACAAAACAAGAUCGCCCACAUGAACAUUGACACGGCCAGUCUGAACUCGGCCCCCGGCGAAAACGACCUCAACGACGGGCUGGAGACCAAUCUCGAGGGCUGGCUCCAAAUGCCGUCCAAACAGAACAUCCGCCGACACGGUUGGAAGAAGCUCUUCGUGAUCGUGUCAAGUAAGAAGAUCAUUUUCUUCAACUCCGAGACCGAGCGUCAAAAUGCGGAUCCAACGCUCAUCCUCGACCUCAGCAAAGUGUUCCAUGUGAGGCCGGUGACUCAAGGGGAUGUGAUCCGUGCCGAGGCCAAGGAGAUUCCCAGGAUAUUUCAGAUCUUGUACGCCGGUGAGGGCGAGUCUCGAAAGCCCGGCGAGCAUGCCACGCCUCCCAUUACCCCGUUCGAGGAUGUCAAGGCUCAAGGUGGACUGAUCAUGAAGAACCACGAGUUCGUGCAGAUAUCCUUCCACAUGCCCGCCUCUUGUGAUGGUUGUGCCAAGCAACUCUGGUCGCCCUUUAGACCACCCCCGGCCAUGGAAUGUAAACGGUGUCGUGCCAAAUUCCACAAGGACCAUAUCACGACCGGUGCCGGCGAACUCGUGCCUCCGUGCAAAGUGAACUACGAGCCCACAGCGGCCAAGGAGAUGCUGCUCAUGGCCACGUCCUCCGAGGACCAACAGCUCUGGGUGGCGCGACUCCACAAGCGCAUCCAAAAGUCAGGCUACAAGGCCACCUCGGGCGACGGAGCCUCGUUGCACGGCGGCGGGAGCGGAGCCCGGAUCUCGCCCCAAGAGUCCAUGCGCUCCACCACCUACCGCCCGCCUCUGUCCACGUCGUCAUCCUCGGCGUCCGCAUCUCAGCAUCUCCAGCAGCAGCAGCAACAACAACAACACCAACAUCAAGCCAAGAGCGCCACUCUGCCCGGAAACACGAGUCUUUCGGGAUCCUCCGUGGGCGGGCCCUCAGUCAAAAAGUGAACCAACUAACCAACCAACCAACCAGAUCUAGAGAUGCGGGUGGACCCUUCUGCUUCAUUCCAGCCACGACUUCAAACAACAAAAUAUUAUGUGCCAUGAUGACCAAUCAACCCCAACCACACCUACAACUACCACGCCACAAAUAUGAUUAUUAAUUAUUAUGAUGAUGAUCGCUCCUUCCCCCGGCUUUCGCUUUCGUUUGGUUUGCUGCUGUGGUGCUCCAUUAGUGAGUGAUGAUUACAUAACCGAGUUUCGUUUUGACUAUAUAAUAUCAAUCAGAUGUCUGUCGUUUAUGUGUGAGGAUGACAGGAGCAAUCUGUGUUGAAGGCCGGCCUCAAAGGCCGCCCGUGUGGUUGUGUGUCUCUCUUCGUCCUGCUCCGCCUCUUGGUCCUCAUCUUGCCUGGGCUUGCUCUUUCGAUCUUUCGAUCUUUCGGUCCUUUCCCCGAGGGAUGGUUGGUUGGAUGAUGCUGAGCUGAUGAUGCGUUGUUGAUGAGCGACUAGAGAAAGAAAGAGUGAGCGGGGAAGGCGAGAUCGACCAAUGAACGAACGAACGAACGAACGAACAAAAUAGUGCUUUGGAAAGAGAGACCCGGAGGA